GGUCGCCAUCAACAAGCCCAGCCAAGAUGGCGGUUGAGUUGGUCCAGGGUCCCACCUAAAUUCUGAGCUGGAGCGCCUCAAAAGAGCCGAUAUGCGGUUUCGAGGUCUUCUCACUCAACGCCAGCCCCACUCCGCGCUCUGGACCGAGACGCACACUCAUCAUCGAGCUCGAUCGAUCUUCCCAUGACGACGAUGCAGCCGUGCGAGCCAGCUGAUUCGAGGGAUCCGUUGCGACAUCUUGGGCCGGUUUAUAUUUGACCAUCCCAUUCAGCCUUCCUCCCGAUUGGACGGUACUCAUUUGGAGCAUGGCCUGUCAUGUCGGAUCCCACAGCAGAAUUACUGGCCGAGCUUCGCUCUCUCCUCGAUGAGACCACAAUCUUGUCCAUCGCAGGGGACUAUGACCUUACGGACCCUACGCAGUUCGCCGCGGUCCGCGACGUGCUGCUCACCAUUGCCAAGGACGUGCCCCUCGAAGAGGCGUCAGGGUUCAACCCAAGCGGUCUCGGGCCCGAGGAGGAGGGGGGCCUGGACGAAUUUCAAAACCGCGGCGACGAUGCCCACGGCCACGGUGGUGGUGGUGGUGGAAGAGCCGGUGGUGCGGCGAGGUCGGGGACCAGCGAGAGCGACCUGAAGAGCAACGACGGCCUGACUACCGCAUCCACGGCCACGACGACGGAGGGCAUGGGCGCGCUGUCGCUGGGUUCUUCAGCUUCUUCGCCCAGGACGAGAUCGUCACCUGCGUCGAGGGGUGGGGAUACUCCUGGGGUUCUGUACGUCGGCGGCAUCUUUGAUGGGCUCACCGAGUCCGAGAAGGAGCAGCAGCUCGCCGAGAUGUUCACGUCGUUGAAGCCCGUAGACGUGAGACUGGCGCUCAAGAAAGCUGGGGGUAAUGCAAGUGCAGCUAUCGACUCGCUUCUGAACCUCCAGUGGCUGGAGCAGACAGGCCAACGAGUCAAGGGCGUCGAAGGGUUUUAUCUGUCGGAUGAGGAUAGACUGGGCAGUGGCACCGGCACGGCCAAGAGGAAAAAGCAGGGCAAGAGGAAAGGGCAAAAGAAGCAGCUUGGAAAAGGUGGCGCUAGUCGUAGCGAGCCUCACUCGCCGCGAUCCCCGGGGUCGCCGGCUGAAGAGGACGUCAUGGACGAUGAGCAGCAUGAUGCCAACAUCGCAUUCAUCGCAGAGAAGCUGAACCAGCCGGCGUCAGAUGUUACGAAUAUUUACUACCGGCAUGGCAACUCCAGUGGCGCGACAAUUGUUGAGAUCCUGGACAACUUCCUCAGACUCGGGCUGACGUCGUCAGAUCAGUCGUUGUUGCAAGACGUUCACGAGCAGAGCACCAAAUAUCCCUGGAUCCCCCGCGAGUACAUCGGGGCCUCCAUCGAGAUCAGCCCUUCCUACGAGUUUGCGAUCGCCGUGAUCAACGUGCUGGGAGGCUUCUUUGAGAAGCCGGCAUACAUGAAGUACAAUGUUGCGUACAGUGUCGUUGCCUCGGACAAGGACACAGAGUUCGACUCGGUGAACAGCAAAAACGGCUCAAAGUCGGGUUUGAGCCAGCGCGGGAAGACCAUCGAUUUGAGACCAAGCCCGCUGCCUCAGACACGGCUGCCAACAACUCUGCAGAAGGCGACGGCAAAUACAUCCCUCCUGGCCGCGGCCAAGGACCACUCAUAUGCCUCCGCCUCGUCAGCUUUCCGCAAAGGCCGCUCAGAUCCUCUGUUCCGACAAGCGGCGGGCUACUAUGCCGAGCGGGCGCGCGAGCAGGCCACAAACCACCGCCAGGCCAUCAGCGUGGAGACGAAUAUGCUCGUCGACCAGCAGAGCACGCGCGGGAUGGUGGACCUGCACGGCGCGACGGUGCAGGACGGCGUCGAGAUUGCGCUCGACCGGUGCUGGCGGUGGUGGGACGGCCUCAACGGCGAAGACCGCGCGCGGCAGGCCAAGGAAGGGUUCGUCGUCGUCACGGGGCUCGGCAGGCACACUACCGACGGGCGCUCGCGGCUGCGGACAAAUGUGUUCAAGGCGCUUGUUGCGGACGGGUGGAAGGCCGAGGUGCUCACGGGUGCGUAUCUGGUUACUGGCCGACGACGGUAACCUUGGCAAGCAACUUCACAUGGGGAUGAUUAUCUUGGCGGGCUCAUGUUUGGACACCGAUGUCUUGGAAGAGGAGUCUGAUGCAUUACAAGGCGAUCUGUUUUUUGAGUGUUGCGUGCUUGUGGGAUGAACGGAUUCGAGGGUUUUAGAUAUUCACGGCAUUUUGAAAGGGAAUGAAUUGUUUGUUCAUACAUUGAAGCAAAGUUGAGAUGCAGAAAGAGAGGCAGUUACGAUGACA
Microdochium trichocladiopsis is the source of this 2326-nucleotide messenger RNA. RefSeq lists its product as uncharacterized. Lineage: Eukaryota; Fungi; Ascomycota; Sordariomycetes; Xylariales; Microdochiaceae. The coding region runs from base 316 to 2088 and encodes 590 amino acids. The record is from RefSeq and is a predicted model, not a curated record. The transcript is spliced from 3 exons.